This is a messenger RNA of Meloidogyne enterolobii, 217 nucleotides long. The record is from the annotation of a GenBank genome assembly. NCBI's taxonomy places the organism in Eukaryota, Metazoa, Nematoda, Chromadorea, Rhabditida, Meloidogynidae.
UUCUCGUAUGAAGGACACUGAAUGGGUUAAAGAACGUGUUGAAGGAUCACUUAAAGGUCUUUUUGUUGUAACUAAUCAUACUCAAAAACCUCGAGUAUUCGAAAUUCAUGGAUUAUCUACAACUAAUCUAUACACUGAGUUUAUUCAACGUGAAGGAGGCCCAAAAGUCUCUUUGUUUGAAUAUUACACGCAAACAUAUAACAUUAACUUUAAGUAA